This is a messenger RNA of Erythranthe guttata (spotted monkey flower), 2534 nucleotides long. RefSeq lists its product as uncharacterized. The record is from RefSeq and is a predicted model, not a curated record. NCBI's taxonomy places the organism in Eukaryota, Viridiplantae, Streptophyta, Magnoliopsida, Lamiales, Phrymaceae. Gene Ontology annotation, molecular function: DNA binding.
AAGGUUAAAAGGGAGAGAGAACCGUCAACCGUGGAAUCACCGGCAUGCAAUUAAAGCCUACGUGGCAGCCGCUCAGCCUUUCCUGCUUCAAUUUGCGCAGACUUCUGAAACCAUUUCUCUCACAGCCUAAGUCGGUUGCCAUUUUCUCUCUCACACACACACGCGCACGCACGCACUGUGUGCGUGUGUUGGAGUCUCUAUAUAAAUAGUGUAUAUAUUCCCUGGAGCAGAAAACAGUACUGUAGUGUAUUAUUCCGUAAUUAAGAGAGAAUUGGUUUGAUUCAACCUGCUAUGUAUUGAGUGGGUGAAAAAAAAGGAUUCUUGGUGAUAAACUAUAUAAAGGGACUGAUGACGAAUACGAACACUGAGGAUCUUGAUUUAGUACUGGCGUUGGAUUCUCGAAAUUACAGAAUCCAAACAAGGCUGAACAAUAUUUCAGGUGCAGGUGUAAAUGCAAACGCAAGAGGGGAUUUGGCAUUUGCAGCCUCGGAUCCCCUGGCUGAAUUAGUUUGGUCGCCACAUAAUGGUUUGCGUCUUAAAUCGGCUAAUUCGGAUGUGGCUGAUAAAAGACCCUUUCUCAUGUGGAACGUGGGAACCAGCUGUAAUGUUCUUUCGCCGUCGCAGUAUAUCAUAUCCAAGGAGAUUAAAGAUGAUAAAACUGUUGAAGCAAAUGACAUAUUUAGUGAUAAGGCUGUUAGGUUCUGUAAUUGGAAAGAAGGCGAUAGUAUAAUGGAGGAGGAAGUUGGAACCAGAGAUGAUCUUCGGAAGGAGGAAAAUUUGUGCCGUUUGGAGAAUAUCGAAAUUGCUGAAAUGAGCCAAAAGAGUGCUGGACUGGAUACUUCAGCAAAUCGGAUAAGUGAUUGUAAGGUUGACAUGACAACGAAUUCGCUAUCUCCGAAAGAACCAGAUUAUAAACUAACUUCAGCUACUGUAGAAGUGAACAAGAAUAAAACCGACAUGCCCAACAGUUCAGGUGAGAUGAAAGUUCAUGAGGAGAAUUCUCGUUCCGUUGAAGGAUCUCCAACAGGUAGUAGGGUUUUCUUACAUCAAGACAAGGGGAAAGAGAAAGUAUUGUCCGAUGGUGAUAGAAAUGUGGGACCCUCAACAGAUGACGAGGAGAACACUCACGAGAGUGUCGAGAGUUGUAAUAGCGCUGUAUUAUAUUGUCCGAAAGGUGUAAAAAGGCAGAGCUGCGACAAUCUGGUUCUCGAAAGUAAGAGGAUGAAAAAAGAAGAUUCUUCGUUUAUACUCAGACACGAUAGCUCUUUCAUGAAUUGGAUAUCGAACAUGGUGAAGGGUAUAUCCGAUUCUAAUAAAGAAUAUUCCCCGUUGGAAGAUUCUCCGUCGGCCCACCUUGCUCUGACUUUGGCUUGUUCGACUGAUGUUUAUGGUAAGAAAACACAUGAUUCGAAAAACCUAAGUAUGGGGUUCCAAACCAUAUUCCAGUCUUUGUCGUGUAGAAACACAACUGUAAUAUAUAAGGACAAAGAAGAAUCUAGAGUUAUGGUGGCUGAAAAAUCAUCACCCGAAAGUCCUUCUCUAUCGAGUGAGAAGGACAAGAAUAACUCUUCUGGUUUAUGUAAUAAAGAAGCAAAUCCAAUCACUGUUGGCCAGACAAGUAAACCCUGGAUAUUCUCUGAAUAUGUUGAAAAUGAAGAUUUGGCGAAAAAAGGAGUGAUGGAAUCUGAUUCUUCAGGUGAAAAGACGAAUAUCACUGCAGAAAUUAAAGCAACUCCUGACAAAAGUAAUCCUCUCACCAGUUUGUGGAUUACUCGCCUUUCUACGAAAAAUCCUAGGUUAGAAAAGUCGGACGAGGUUACUCGAAAAGUCAAUGUUGCUCGAGCGGUGGAUGAUGUUUUGCCUAUUGAUCGGAAAAAGCCGGUUUUAGGUAAUUCUUUUCCUAGUUAUCGGGCUUGGAAUGUGAAGAAGUACUACUCGAGCAAAAGUGUUUCGACUGUGAAUGAAAUCGGAAGAAACAGUACUCCUUCUAAUUUGGCAAACAAUGUAGAAGAUAAUCGAAACUCACAGAAUAACACAGCUGUAUCCUCGAAAGUAUUUCAUGCAAUAAGGAACUUGCGUCUUACUCGUGCUGAUAUUCUCAGAUGGAUGAAUUCGGGCGUGUCUUUGUCGCAUUUGAGUGGUUUUUUCCUGCGCCUUCGGCUUGGAAAUGUGGAAGCAGGACAAGAGGGAGGUAGUUACUAUGUUGCUUGCAUAACAGGGGAUGGUAGAGAACAUAAAGGUAGCAGAUCAAAGAAGUCUGUGUUGGUGGAUGUUGGUGGGAUUAUAUCAUCUGUUGAGAGUCAGUAUGUUUCCAACCAGGAAUUUCUCGAGGAUGAGAUUGAGGCUUGGUGGUGCAGAAUUAUGGACAGUGGUUGCAAGAUUCCUUCAUUAGAUGAGCUCAACUCUAAACUCAAAGACAGGCAUAUUUUGGGGUUUUAGUAAUAUUUAUCUUUUUGUCCUUGUAUUCACUGCAACCUUGUACUAAAACCAACUCCAUGGUUAGAACUUAGAACAAGUGAUUUCUUUUUUUUUUU